Molecule: messenger RNA, 2072 nt
Organism: Haemorhous mexicanus (house finch)
Lineage: Eukaryota; Metazoa; Chordata; Aves; Passeriformes; Fringillidae
Gene: OTOP1
Product: otopetrin 1
Exons: 6
Coding region: 1-1731 (576 amino acids)
Biological process (GO): inner ear morphogenesis; proton transmembrane transport
Cellular component (GO): membrane
Molecular function (GO): proton channel activity
Source: RefSeq, a predicted model, not a curated record
AUGGAGCAAGCCGCCGGGUGCCCCGCGGUGGGCGGCAGCUACCCGCAGAAAAACGCCGAGAUCCUCAGCAGUCAGUACGGCAUCAACCUCUUCCUGGCCGGGCUGCUGCUCACGUUCGCCUGGGCUGUGCAUGCUGUGGGCAUCAGCAAGAGCCACCUGCUCUCCUACCUCAUCACGCUGAUGCUCAUCCAGCUGCUGUGGAUGCUGUGGUACCUCUGCAGGAGCUGCACGCAGAGGAGGCUGAUCCGGGACAAGGACACACACGCUGGAGCCCGCUGGCUGAAGUGUGGGAUUACAUUAUUUGCAGUGAUUACUUUAAUUCUGGACUCCUUUAAAAUUGGAUAUUAUAUUGAUUUUUCAAACUGCUUAUCACCAACUGAAGGCAUUUUUCCUGUUACACAUGCUGUCCACACCAUCUUACAGGUGUAUUUUCUGUGGUGUCAUGCAAAGGAUGUUAUCCAGUCUUUCAAAACACUUGAAAGGUUUGGUGUUAUCCAUUCUGUUUUCACAAAUUUGCUCCUGUGGACAAAUGGCGUGUUAACAGAGUCAAAGCAUCAAUUGAAUGAACAUAAGGAAAGACUAAUCACACUUGGUUUUGGGAACAUAACUAUAGUUCUAGAUGAUCAUGCACCUCAAUGCAAUUGCACAACAACAACCCUCUGCUCGAUAUUUUCUCAGGGAAUAUAUUACCUAUAUCCCUUUAAUAUAGAGUACCACAUCCUAGCAUCCACGAUGCUCUAUGUCCUGUGGAAGAACAUUGGUCGUAAAGUUGAGCACCACCAGCAAAACAAAACUCCAUUCAAAUUCCACGGCAUAACUGUUGGAAUGAUUUUUGGACUAAUCGUGUUAACUAGCACAAUAGCCAUAGUUGUUGUGUAUUUAAUUCAGAUUGGAGGCUCAAAAAUCAAAAGUGAGUUAGCACUCACUAUGUUUUACUUGCACGCUAUCUUUGUGUUGGCUCUCAUGUGCACAGCUGGAAUCGUCGCCCUUCUCAUCUACAGACUGGAGGAUAGAUCGCUGGAUAACUCCAAGAACCCUGCUCGAAAACUGGAUGCAGAACUGCUGGUGGGCACAGCUGCAGGGUCCUGGCUGCUCUCCUGGGGCUCAAUCCUUGCCAUUAUCUGUGCCCAAGGUCAUCCCAAAUACACAUGGUAUAACCUGCCCUACUCUGUUCUGGUUAUUAUUGAGAAAUAUAUUCAGAACCUCUUUAUCAUUGAAUCCAUCCACCGUGAGCAGGAGAAGGUGAAUGAGGACAUUAAAACUCUUCGAAUAGUGACCAUAUCUCGGGGGAGCACUUUGUCCCUCACCCCCUUGUACAAAGAGAUUUACAACGGCAGAGCUGCUCGUGACAGCGGCGACGUACCCUGUCUGUUUAAAGGCAGCAUCUGUGGGACAGAAAACGAUGGUGCUGGUGUUGCCAGAGAAGAAAUGAGUCAGGACAAUAGUUUGGUCAUGCACUCAGCCUCAGAUUUCUCAUUUUACAGCAGAAACUCAGUUACUAACAACAAGAGGAGAAUUUUGAAGAACAUCGCUGCAUUUUUAUUCCUCUGCAACCUUUCGCUGUGGAUACCACCGGCGUUCGGGUGCCGCCCGGAGUAUGACAAUGGACUGGAAGAAAUAGUUUUUGGCUUUGAACCCUGGAUAAUUGUUGUGAACCUUGCGAUGCCUUUUUCUAUUUUCUAUCGGAUGCAUUCAGCUGCCUCUCUCUUUGAGGUCAAUUGUAAAACAUAGAUCAUAUACGGUCCCUCAGUGAACAAUUGAUUGAAUAAUUAAUUACAUAAAUAACAGUUGAGGGAGUGGAUGAAUGGAUGAGUGAAUGCAGCAGCUGCUCAAUAAAUAGAAGAUUCAAUAAUUUUUUUUAAAGAAGGGACAAUCGCUAAUAGCAUGUAAUUUUUUUUCUUUCCACAUGUUUUGUGAUAUAUGUGGUGUUGUUGUAUAAAUACUCUUUUCAGAAUCAUAUUAGUGUUAAUAUGAUUAACACUACAUAGUAAAGUUAAUUCACAGAAUCAUAUUAGUGUUAAUAUGAUUAACACUACAUAGUAAAGUUAAUUCAAUCUCAUUAAUCUUUGUUU